Molecule: messenger RNA, 1506 nt
Organism: Talaromyces proteolyticus
Lineage: Eukaryota; Fungi; Ascomycota; Eurotiomycetes; Eurotiales; Trichocomaceae
Exons: 3
Coding region: 1-1506 (501 amino acids)
Cellular component (GO): nucleus
Molecular function (GO): protein binding
Source: RefSeq, a predicted model, not a curated record
AUGUCUUCCAAUACAGCAGAGCUACACAUCAAGACAGUCACCCGUCCUACUGGCGAUUCCAUGGGCAAUGGGCUAUUCGCAACCGCUGACAUCGAGAAUGGCGGAGAGGUCCUACGAACCGACAAACCUUUUGUCAUAGUCCUCGACACCCCUCGUUUACACGACACAUGCGCCGGAUGCUACGGCACCAGACAGCUCUUAAACCCAGAAACCGCAUCGGCCGAUUUAAAAGCUUGUACCCGUUGUAAAGUCGUUCGAUAUUGUAACAAGAGCUGUCAAUUGAAAGAUUGGAGAUUCGCUCACUCGCUGGAAUGCCCCAUCUUCUCCAAAUUGUACCCAAACAUUAUGCCGAACCACGCAAGAGCGGUGCUGAGGGUGAUUCUUCGUCAUCGCAGCAAGAAGUACAGUGAUGACGAAUUUCAGCGCUUUCUCGCCCUCGGUAGUCACCGGCAAGAUAUGCUGACGGGGUCACAUAAGGACCGAUGGGAGAAUAAUAUCUUGCUGUCGGCAAAAGCUGUGAAGGAGUUUUCUGGCGUGGAGCUCAGUGAAGAGCAGAUCGCGUUGUAUAUCGCAAGACUCGAUAUCAAUGCGUUUAAUCUUGCCACGCCUUUUUAUGACCGCAUUGGUUUGUUCCUUCACCCCUACGCGGCCCUGAUUAAUCAUAGCUGUGAUUACAAUGCAGUUGUUUCCUACGAAGCCGACAAGAUCUUCAUCAAGGCGUCCCGUCCUAUCAAGAAGGACGAACAAAUCUACGUUUCAUACAUCGACACGACAUAUUCCGUGAACACGCGCCGAAAAGAGCUCGCAGAACGGUAUUUUUUCAACUGCAACUGCCCGAAAUGCACGGAAGAGGAAAAAACCCCGGUUGGAGAGAGAGCAUCUAUUGAACACGCCGAGAACAAAACCAAGGAGCUCAUUGAAUCAGCUUCCAAACUAGAGGAUUACGAUGAGGCAGUCAAGAAAUACGAACAGGGUAUUAGGACCCUGCUGAGCACAUUUGCAUGUCCAAUCACGAAGCAGCCAUACGUAUCUCUUCGCGACGAGCUCAUUUUGGUUUUACUCUCAGCGCGACGGUUCGAAGAAGCUCUCGUUCAUACCAUGAUACGCUACCUCAGAGUCGAUCCAUUCGUCUAUCCGAACGAAAACAGCCCGGUGCGAAGACUACAUGCGUGGACGUUGGCCAAACUAGGGGUUUACGUAUCCGAGGAAUCUGGACCGGGGAGACCAGAUGGUCCAUUCCGGAAAUUCGGGAUCAAUACUGCUCUUAUCACAUGGGCGGCUCUUGUUUGGUUGGUCAGAGGCGAACGAGAAGCGUGCACUUCGCCGGGGUUUCAAACCGUUGUUAAAGAGCAGUAUCAGCAGGUUAGUCGCUUGUUCAUAUCUGCUGGGUUUAAAGCGGACCAAAUGGCGAGUUUGUUUGAUGAGGAGUGGAAGAAGGUGGAUGCACUUGCAGAGCAUGUGUUGAAGCAAGAGCGUGAGAAGGGAAAUGCUGCAAUUACGAUGUAG